AUGGCCAAUCUAGGCGCGUCGAAUUCCCUUAUUCAUAAACCGAGCCUACAUAAAGGCUUUCCGGAAAUUAUAGAUUUGUCACCAGAGCCUCAUAUCAUUGAUUCCGUGCAAGGCCACUCAAGAUCAAAUAUUUGGCAAGCUAGGGAAAUUCCGCUUGAUACAGUUCCCACUAUCGAGGCUCAGCUUCCCAGACCAAUGCUCUCAAUAGCUCCUGAUACCCCACGCCAUAGCUCGAAUGUCAUUUUUUCUCUUUAUCGAUUUCUAGAACUGAGAGAUCUUUCAACUCUGCCACAGGAAGAUGUCCGGUUUCUCGAAAUGAAGGGAUGUCUACAUGUUCCAACACACUCAAUAUUAGACGAAUUCAUACGCCAAUAUUUCUUACAUGUCCAUCCAUGCCUCCCACUACUCCACGAGGGAGACUUUUGGCGAUCUUACUACAGUCGACCCGGCUUUACCGGGAAGCCAGGCACUAUUUCUUUAUUUGUAUUUCAAGCAAUGCUAUUUGUGAGCUGUGCUUUCGUGCCUCGUCAUGUCGUCAUUGCUGCUGGAUUUUCGGAUGUCCGGACUGCGAGAAAUGUAUUCUACAAUCGGGCAAAACUGCUUCAUGACCUUAGUGCUGAACACGACGCAUUAGCUAAAGCUCAAGGCGCCGUGCUACUCACCUAUCAGAGCUCGUCAUUACAUUUCCAUGCUGGCAGCUUAUGGCUUAACGUUGCAAUUCAGAAUGCCCUCCCUCUGGAGGCACAUAAUUAUCAUAAAUUAGAUCGUAAUGAUUCCUAUCGAAAUACGAAGAAGCGGUUAUGGUGGUCUAUUUUGUUACGUGAUAGGAUUUUACCUCUGGGACUGCGUCGACCGCUUCAAGUCUCUCCGUUGACAUAUGACUUGACGUUGGAUUACAUGUCUGUGGAGGAUUUGCAGGAGGAGAUAUAUUGCUCUGAAGUUUACAGUGUCGAGACAAAACGACAUCUUGCAGGGGUAUUGAAUAUCCAAUGUCAGCUGGUGAUGGCCAUUACCGACGUAUUAACUGCUGUGUACGGUGCGAAUGGUUCAAAAAAGGAACAAAUCAUGACAGAAAACGAGUUCCAGGCCAAAAUGACGGACAUAUUGAAGCUGAAACGAAAUUUAUCUCUCUGGGAACAAGAUGCUAAAAUGGCAUUUGCCACCUUUUCCGGCUCAGAUGAGGUCCAUGAAUCCGUUGUUCUGUAUUCUGAACUAACUUACAUGUAUUAUCACACAGCACUAGUCGCCCUAUGCCAUCAUGAAGCCUUGCUUCUGGAGGAUAAUUCAAAUUUGAUUGCUAAUUCUUAUGAGGAGCGACUUAACACUAUCAGAGAUGACUUGGAGAAUGGAGCGUUGGGGGUCACGAAAUGUGUAAAGCGGUUGUUGGCUCGUGGUGUUGCCCGCCAUUUACCUAUUAGUGCAGUUGCAUAUACGGCUCUCCCUCUUAUUCUUUAUGCUAUGGAUGUCAAACUGUCACGCUCGAUAUCCCAAUCAACUACCAGAAAGCGGCAGUUAAAAUAUUAUGCCGAGGUCAUGCAAUUAUAUCGGAAUCGGUAUGAUGGAACAGAUGACGUUGCGGUGUUUGUACGAGAAAUUCUCCAAUUUGUAGAGUCUCAAAACCCUUAUAUCUCUAUUACACCCCUGGAAGGUGAUAUUUCAAAACCUUCGCACGAAAAGAGAUGUUGGACGGAUGUAUUUGUGCGACAGCCACGCUUUUAUCUACGGAUAUCCUCUACUCUUGAUUAUGCCCUUUCACGGGGUCGUUAUCCCAAAGAUAGCGACCUUCCCGUUGUUGUUCGUGAAAUACCAAAACCGAGCGCCUCGAACUUGGUUCCUGAAGGUACGCUGCGAGUUCAGGAAAUCCCUGCCGACUCUUCAAAGGCUUCCCCGCCAGAUACUACUUACCUUCAAGGCGUUGACGAUAUACCCGCCAUUGACCCCAUACUUGAAGCUGGAUCUUGCGCCGAGAACAUGGCGUCAAUAAAUUUUGAUUGCAGCCCACCUUCAUCAUUGGAACCAGGUGUCCCGCCACAACAUCUGUUGCCUCCCCCAUACGAAAAUCUUCCUGACGUCAACCUAGACUUUCUCGAUUUAGGUUGUAUGCAAGGUAGUGUACAGACCGAAAAUUGUCAUCAAGAGGGUGAAAUAGAUUCUAAUAUUGCCUGGGCCAAUAUUAUGUUGGAUGAAAUAUUACCUGUAGUCCCCGCGUAA
Molecule: messenger RNA, 2211 nt
Organism: Ophidiomyces ophidiicola
Lineage: Eukaryota; Fungi; Ascomycota; Eurotiomycetes; Onygenales; Onygenaceae
Exons: 7
Coding region: 1-2211 (736 amino acids)
Biological process (GO): DNA-templated transcription
Molecular function (GO): zinc ion binding; DNA binding
Source: RefSeq, a predicted model, not a curated record